AUGUCCACAGCACCCAAAGAGACCGAGACCGAGGCGGCGCCCUGGUACGCCGCCUACCCCGAGCCUCAGUCGGACCUGAUGAACAUCUCGCGCGCAGAGGUGCUGGAGAUGCUCAAGGGCUCGACGGGGGAAACCGCCGGCAAGGAUUUCGUGCUAGUCGAUCUGCGAAGAGACGAUUGCAAGGGCGGCACAAUCCGCGGCUCAAUCAACCUGCCCGCCCAGUCCAUGUACCAGACUCUCCCGACUAUUUAUGACAUGUUCAAGGCGGCGGGGGUGAAGAAGGCCAUCUUCUACUGCGGCACUUCGAGAGGCCGUGGUAGUCGUGCCGCGCGCUGGUUGUCGGAUUACCUCGUCAAAAUAGGCGAUAACUCGAUUCAAAGCUUUGCUCUGUUUGAAGGCAUCAAGGGCUGGGCAAACGCGGGGCCCGAGUACGUCGAGUUUAUGGAUGAGCACGAUGGGUCGGUUUGGGAGAGGUUGAAGAGCCAGUGA
Molecule: messenger RNA, 489 nt
Organism: Neurospora hispaniola
Lineage: Eukaryota; Fungi; Ascomycota; Sordariomycetes; Sordariales; Sordariaceae
Product: Rhodanese-like domain-containing protein
Exons: 2
Coding region: 1-489 (162 amino acids)
Cellular component (GO): nucleus; cytoplasm
Molecular function (GO): protein tyrosine phosphatase activity
Source: RefSeq, a predicted model, not a curated record